AUGCAGGACCCUCAGAAUCCGGCAGAUGAUAGAACGUCGGAAUAUGGAGAUGAUCAUUCCGAGCAAUCGUCGCUGGUGUCUCUGAGAUCGAGUAUUCUUGAGCAUCAAGCCGAAAAUGGACGGACGUAUCAUUCCAUGAGCUCAGGAAAAUACAGUUUCCCCAAUGAUGAGCCAGAGAAUGACCGUCUCGAUCUUCAACAUCGCAUCUGGCUUCUGCAACUGGAGGAAGAAUUAGCCCUUUGCCCUGCACAUAAGACUGCGAAGCGGGUGCUGGAUAUGGGAACGGGAACGGGGAUCUGGGCCAUUGAUUUUGCGGACAAUUUCCAGUCUGCCGAGGUUCUUGGCGUUGAUUUGAGCCCGAUUCAACCUGAGUGGGCGCCUCCCAACUGCGUCUUCGAGGUCGACGAUCUGGAAAAGUCAUGGACCUGGACUGAACCCUUUGACUUUAUCUACUGCAGGAGCAUGGACGGUGCAUUCGCGAACAAAGAAAAGAUGAUUAAAAAGGUCUACAAUGCCUUGACUCCGGGAGGCCACUUUGAAGUCGCAGGACUCGAGUUGCCGCCGGGAUGCGAUGAUGACUCGGUCCGCAAGGACUCGGACUUGUGGAGGUGGCACGAGCUGCUGCAAGAAGCCGCCACCAAGAUUGGGCGGCCGCUGGAAAGUCUGGCCCACAACAAGACGGACCUGGAGGAGGCCGGCUUCGUCAACAUUGUGCGCAAGGAUUACAAGCUGCCCCUCAAUACCUGGCCCACGGAUCCCCAUCUGCAGGAAUUGGGGCAGUGGCAGUUUGUUAACCUCAAUAUCGGCCUCGAGGGGCUGUCUCUUGGGCUGCUUACCCGCGUGCUGGAAUGGUCCAGAGAAGAGGUUCUCGCCCUGUGCGCUGGCGUCCGGAGAGACUUGAAGAAUAAGAAAAUGCACGCAUAUUGGAAGAUCCACGUUGUCUAUGCGCAAAAACCUGAGAAUACUUCUCAAGAGUCUUAA
Molecule: messenger RNA, 981 nt
Organism: Colletotrichum orchidophilum
Lineage: Eukaryota; Fungi; Ascomycota; Sordariomycetes; Glomerellales; Glomerellaceae
Product: methyltransferase domain-containing protein
Exons: 11
Coding region: 1-981 (326 amino acids)
Molecular function (GO): methyltransferase activity
Source: RefSeq, a predicted model, not a curated record